This is a messenger RNA of Triticum aestivum (bread wheat), 1489 nucleotides long. RefSeq names its product putative disease resistance protein RGA3. The record is from RefSeq and is a predicted model, not a curated record. NCBI's taxonomy places the organism in Eukaryota, Viridiplantae, Streptophyta, Magnoliopsida, Poales, Poaceae. The transcript has a single exon. Gene Ontology annotation, molecular function: ADP binding. The coding region runs from base 60 to 1424 and encodes 454 amino acids.
UGCACUGCACUUGUGUUCCCCUGUGUUCUGUGUGUGCUGGGUGAGUUCUGAGCGUUCCAAUGGUGGAGCUGUUGGCCACCAUGGCAAUCGAGCCAUUGGUGUCCAAGCUGAUGGACAAGGCAUCCAGCUACCUCCUGGACCAGUACAAUGUAAUGGAGGGAAUGGAGGAGCAGCACAAGAUUCUCAAACGCAAGCUUCCGGCCAUCUUCGACGUCAUCGCCGAUGCCGAGGAGCAGGCCACGGCACACAGAAAAGGUGCCAAAGCCUGGCUCCAGGAGCUCAAGACAGUGGCCUAUGAGGCCAAUGAAGUCUUCGACGAAUUCAAGUACGAAGCACUCCGCCGUCAAGCCAAGAAGAAGGGGCACUUCAGAAAGCUUGGCUUCGAUGUAAUUAAGCUCUUCCCUACUCACAACCGUAUUGUGUUCCGUUACAAAAUGGCCCGCAAGCUUUGCCAGAUUCUGCAGGCCAUUGAGGUCCUCAUAGCAGAGAUGCAGGUCUUUGGGUUCAAGUACCAACUCCAGCCGCCAGUCUCCAAACUAUGGAGGCAGACAGAUUAUGUUAUCUUAGACCCACAAGAAAUUGCCAGCACAUCAAGAUACGAAGAUAAGAAGAAUAUUGUUGGUAAACUACUUGGUGAAGCUGGCAAUUCAGAUCUUGCAGUUAUUCCCAUCGUAGGAAUGGGGGGCCUUGGCAAGACCACAUUAGCACAACUCAUAUACAAUGAACUUGCAAUUCAAGAACAUUUCCAGUUACCGAUUUGGGUCUGUGUCUCUGAUACUUUUGAUGUGAACUCGGUGGCCAAGAGUAUAGUUGAAGCAUCUCCCAAGAAAAAUGGUGAUACAAGCAAACCACCACUUGAUAGGCUUCAAAAAUUGGUCAGUGGACAGAGGUAUCUUCUUGUAUUGGAUGAUGUCUGGAACAGAGAUGUCCAGAAGUGGGAAAGCUUGAAGGUCUGUCUUCAGCAUGGUGGCAUGGGUAGUGCAGUGUUGACAACAACUCGUGAUGAACACGUUGCUGAAAUUAUGGGUGCAAAUAGAGCCUACAAUCUCGAUGUUUUGGGUGAUAGCUUCAUAAAGGAAAUUAUUGAGGCACAAGCAUUCAGUUCAGAGGAAGAGAAGCCUACCGAGCUACUCGAGAUGGUUGGUGAGAUUGUGAAGAGAUGUCGCGGCUCUCCUUUAGCUGCAACUGCACUGGGCUCUGUACUUCGUACCAAGACCAGCGUGAAAGAAUGGAAGGACAUAGCAUCUACAAGCAGCAUUUGCACCGAGGAAACUGGAAUCUUGCCCAUACUCAAGCUUAGCUACAAUGACUUGCCACCCCACAUGAAGCAAUGCUUUGCCUUUUGUGCCGUAUUUCCCAAGGAUUACAAGAUUGAUGUGGCAAAGCUGAUCCAACUAUGGAUCGCAAAUGGCUUUAUUCCAUAACACAAGGACGAUAGUCUUGAAACCGUUGGCAAACAUAUUUUUUAUGAGCUUGCCUCGAGGUCAUU